AUGGAGACUACCGCACGCGACCGCCCUCCUUCCCAGGACUAUGAUGUCGUCCCUGGAACAGUCUACAUCAUCGAACAGCCGUCAAUCUUAAAUGGUGACUCGAAGGCCGAGAUCAUCCUGAUACCCACGCCGGCUGAUGACUUGGACGAUCCUCUGCGUUGGUCUUCCUGGCGCAAGAGGUAUCACUUGUUCCUGCUUGUCAUCUACAGCACUCUCAUGACUGCCUUGGGCAACUGGGAAGCGUCCAUCUAUCUCAACAUUACGGAAGCUCUGGGCACUUCCGUCACUCUCAUGAACGUUGGCACAGCCUUGACUUUACUGAUGCUCGGUAUUGGCAACGUCUUUUUUACGCCUCUUUCCCACAAGUUUGGUCGCAGGUUCACCUACUUAUCAAGCCUGAUCCUCGCCAUCGCCAGUCAAAUUCGGCUUGCUGAGGCCCGGAACGCUGGCGACUUUAUCGGGGCUCAUGUCCUAUUCGGCUUCGGCCGUGCGCCGUAUGAAGCCUUGGUGGCGAUUUCCAUUGCCGAUGUCUUCUUUGCGCAUGAGAUAGGCCUCAAUAUGGGUAUCUGGGCCUUUGGCCUAUCAUUCGGAUCUUCCAUGGGCCCCAUCUGUUCUGGAUACAUGGUCAAGACCCUCCACUGGCGGUGGGUGUAUCGAUGGGGAGCCAUCCUCUGCGCUGUCGUCUGGGUGGCCAUGUACUUCACCCUCGAGGAGACUCGGUUUGUUAGGCCGCCCUGGCAGGUUUCGGGGCCUCUGGACGGGUCAAUUCCGCCGGCUGAGAGAGCCAGUUCCGAAGGUCUCGAGGCAAUUCACCAAGAUGUCAAGGCAGAGAAGAAUGGGCUUCACCACCGAAAUAGCAACACCACCGUCCACAAACUUGGCGAAGUCCUAGAAGCAAACUCGUUCAGGUUCCAGUUCAGCCUGUGGACCAUCUUCCCUGGCACUCUCCGGGACUUUAUCCAGCAAUGUUACCGACCGCUGCAGCUGGCUUGGUUUCCAGCCAUUUUCUGGAGCGGAAUCGAAUAUGGUACUUCUGUCUCUUGGAUUAGCGUUCUGGGCACAACUACUGCUGUCAUCCUUAGCCCUUCGCCGUACAACUUUGGCAAUGAUGCCCUGGGCCUCAUCUGGUUAUCUCCGCUGGUCGGUGGAUUAUUCGGCUCUUACUUCGCUGGUCCUCUCAACGAUCAGCUCAUGAUGUUUCUGUCUCGCCGCAACCGCGGCUGGCGCGAACCCGAGUUCCGCCUUUGGUCUUUUCUCCCAACAGCAAUCAUCAUGCCAGCAGGCCUCAUCCUCUACGGCGUUGGCGCCGCAAAAGGUCUGCCCUGGAUUGCUCCUAUCAUCGGUAUGGGGUUCGUGGGCUUCGGCCUGUCGGUUGCAGCGGCCCUGACCAUGGCGUUCGUCGUGGAUUGCUACACUGCCAUCGAUGGUGAGGCUGUCACGACAGUCAUCCUGAUCCGCAACAUCAUCGGUAGCGCCUUAACCUUUGGCAUUCAGCCUUGGAUUGAUAGUAUGGGGGUGCAGGAUACUUUUAUCAUGGUUGCCAUUCUGGCCUUUGUCAUCACUUUUGCAUCCGGGCUACUGAUUGUUUGGGGGAAGAAGAUGCGGCUUCUGACAAAGGCGGCGUACUUGGAUUUUGCUCGAGUAUCGGAAUAG
Molecule: messenger RNA, 1653 nt
Organism: Ilyonectria robusta
Lineage: Eukaryota; Fungi; Ascomycota; Sordariomycetes; Hypocreales; Nectriaceae
Product: major facilitator superfamily domain-containing protein
Exons: 4
Coding region: 1-1653 (550 amino acids)
Biological process (GO): transmembrane transport
Molecular function (GO): transmembrane transporter activity
Source: RefSeq, a predicted model, not a curated record